Triticum dicoccoides is the source of this 1172-nucleotide messenger RNA. RefSeq names its product protein AE7-like. The coding region runs from base 375 to 845 and encodes 156 amino acids. The transcript is spliced from 6 exons. The record is from RefSeq and is a predicted model, not a curated record. NCBI's taxonomy places the organism in Eukaryota, Viridiplantae, Streptophyta, Magnoliopsida, Poales, Poaceae.
AAGCUGGCUGGCACGAUCCCUUCCAAUCAGUCGUCCGCGUCACCAAUUCCUACCUAGAGCUCGCACCUCUCAGCCUCGCACCGCCGCACGCUCGUGCGGCCCCAGCCAACGAAGCAGCCAGCGCUCCCAGCCCCCGCUCCCGCACAAAGCUAGGGUUACUGCCGCCGCCGCCCGCCCCCCCCGGCGCGCCCUCCGCCCCUCCACGCUUCCCCUAGCUCCGCCCGUCCCGCCGUCCAGUACCUCCGCCCCUCCCGUCCCCUACCUCUGGCCCUCCAGCCUUCCCGCCCGUCCGGCCCUCUCUCCUGCACCGCCGACCAGAGGAGAGGAAUUUGUCUUGACUUCUCCAAUCAGAGCAUUGCAGAGGGAAAAUAGUAAUGGAGUUGAUAAAUGCUAACCCUGUGAUUCAUGAGAAAAGAGAGAGGCGCACCCGGCAGGCACCAGAAAACAUAGAUGAAAAUGCACCAGAGGCCAUAGACCAGCUUGAAAUAUUUGAUCAUAUUAGAGACAUAAAGGACCCAGAACAUCCAUACUCAUUGGAAGACCUUAAUGUGGUAAAUGAAGACUCGGUCGAAAUCAAUGAUGAACUUAGUCAUGUCAGGGUUACUUUCACCCCAACAGUGGAGCAUUGCAGUAUGGCCACUAUCAUCGGCCUUUGCUUACGUGUAAAGCUCAUGCGGAGUCUUCCACCUCGUUACAAGGUGGACAUACGGUUGACGCCUGGAUCACAUGCAACUGAAGCUGCCGUGAACAAGCAACUGAGCGACAAAGAACGCGUCGCAGCCGCGUUGGAGAAUUCAAACUUGCUGGACAUAGUGGAAGAGUGCCUGUCACCGACACUCGGUUGAGUCCUGGGUAGGACACAUUAUUACUUUGAUUGAUGUUUGAGAAGAAUUCUUUAAAUAGAUGGCGCAGGACGUGUGCAUGAAUUUUGAGGCCCUGCGCCUCUCUGUAAGCACGUUGCUGCCGCUUAAGCUCUUGUAUCGUAGUGGUAGUAUGUAGGUCGUCGAGUGCUGCUACUUUUUUCUUGGAGGAACUGGGUGCUGCUAUGUUUUUGUACGGUUCUGAUUGUACAUGGAGGGAUAUAGUGCGGUGAUCCGUGUCGUCUCUGAAAUUCUGUCUGGGUUACUGUUAUCCUGGGUUAUAAAAUGACUUGAAUAUAUCAUGUUCACAGA